GCCAUGAAUCUCGUGACCUAAGAUCUAGUCGUGAAGAGCCAGAAGAGCCCAAUGUGUGUUCUGAUUUAAAUUCUUCGGUCAGCUUCAGAAUUGGAGACCUCAGUUUUAAAGAAAGCAAAGCCACAGUCAUCGUUACAAGAGCCGAAUUUAAUGCACCGGCAGGCGGAAGACCUCUAGGGUCCGUUUCAGAAAAGGGCCCGUCAGGACCUCGAGCCCAGGAAUAAAAGAUCCUGUUUCUCCUGGCCGCCCGCUUAGAAAGGCAACAUCGCAGGACGCCUGCUCUGGACACUUAUGACCCCAGUCCUGCCGCGGCCUGGUCUAGCCGAUCCAGCGAAGAAGGAAGCAAAAAGAGACGGGUUUUUGGUGAGGGGGAGCGAUGUCGACGACGCACCGGAAACGGUACCGUGGAAAGCCCUUGGGAGUGGCGGAGACGUGUCUGUUUGCUAGGCGCUGGGAGCACUUCCUCAGGGCUCUGGGCUAGGAAGUCGGCGGCUGGGUGCCUCCUCACUUACCUCUCCGGGGCUCAGCCGAACAGCGUGGGGCGGCGGCGGCGACGAAGGCCGGGGCUGGGAGCGUUGGCGGCCGGAGUCCCAGCCAUGGCCGAGUCUGUGGAGCGGCUGCAGCAGCGGGUACAGGAGCUGGAGCGGGAACUGGCCCAAGAGAGAAGUCGGCGGGUCCUUGGGGGAGGCGACGGAGUGGGCGGCCGGGCCCGCAUCGAGAAGAUGAGCCCAGAGGUGGUGGAUUCCAAUCCCUACAGCCGCUUGAUGGCACUGAAACGAAUGGGAAUUGUAAACGACUAUGAGAAAAUCCGUACCUUUGCUGUAGCAAUAGUAGGUGUUGGUGGAGUUGGUAGUGUGACUGCUGAAAUGCUGACAAGAUGUGGCAUUGGUAAGGUAAAAACAUUUCUCUUUGCCUAUCAUAUAGGUAACGGUGGGUUAGAAGAAGGAAAACCUGUUGAUCUAGUUCUUAGCUGUGUGGAUAAUUUCGAAGCUCGAAUGACAAUAAAUACAGCUUGUAAUGAACUUGGACAAAUAUGGAUGGAAUCUGGGGUCAGUGAAAAUGCAGUUUCGGGGCAUAUACAGCUCAUAAUUCCUGGAGAAUCUGCUUGUUUUGCGUGUGCUCCACCCCUUGUAGUUGCUGCAAAUAUUGAUGAAAAGACUCUGAAACGAGAAGGUGUUUGUGCAGCCAGUCUUCCUACCACUAUGGGAGUGGUUGCCGGGAUCUUAGUACAAAAUGUGUUAAAGUUUCUGUUAAAUUUUGGUACUGUUAGUUUUUACCUUGGAUACAACGCAAUGCAGGAUUUUUUUCCUACUAUGUCCAUGAAGCCAAAUCCUCAGUGUGAUGACAGAAAUUGCAGGAAACAGCAGGAAGAAUAUAAGAAGAAGGCAGCAGCACUGCCCAAACAGGAAGUUGUACAAGAAGAAGAAAAGAUAAUACAUGAAGAUAACGAGUGGGGUAUUGAGCUGGUAUCUGAGGUUUCAGAAGAGGAACUGAAAAAUUCUUCAGGCCCAGUUCCAAACUUACCUGAAGGAAUUACAGUGGCAUAUACAAUUCCAAAAAAGCAAGAAGAUUCUGUACCUGAGGUGACAGUAGAGGAUUCUGGUGAAAGCUUGGAAGACCUCAUGGCUAAGAUGAAGAAUAUGUAGAUAAUGGACUGACAUAUAUUUUAUUUCCCAUGUUAAAGCCUAUUCUCUUGAAAUUAAAAAAAAAAAAAAAACUUAGGGCAACAUUAAUUUAUGUAUAAUCUUAACUGAAUUGUUAUGCUUUUUGAAAAUCCUGUGACUGUUGCUUCCCACCCCAACUAAAUCACUAACUCCUAAAAUGUAUGUUUCAUUCUACUAAAAAAACAUCAAAAGACCAUUGUAGGUACUUAAUGAUCUUACUGAAA
Propithecus coquereli (Coquerel's sifaka) is the source of this 1888-nucleotide messenger RNA. It is a transcript of the gene UBA5, whose product is annotated as ubiquitin-like modifier activating enzyme 5. Gene Ontology annotation, cellular component: cytoplasm; cytosol. Lineage: Eukaryota; Metazoa; Chordata; Mammalia; Primates; Indriidae. Gene Ontology annotation, biological process: protein ufmylation. Gene Ontology annotation, molecular function: UFM1 activating enzyme activity. The coding region runs from base 597 to 1646 and encodes 349 amino acids. The record is from RefSeq and is a predicted model, not a curated record. The transcript is spliced from 10 exons.